UGCUUGCGGUUGGUUCGUUGGUUGUUGAGUGCAACGAGCAAACUUGUUAUUUGCUUGGAAAGUGAAAAAAAAUAGUCCAUUUAUACUUUUUGAUUAUGAAAAUUGUGUUGAAUCAGUAAUCAUGUUAGGCCAGGCUUCUACUGAAGCGUUGCUCUCAGCAACCUAUGUAGAAAACUACUUAGAUUGUGUGGAAAAUCUGCCGAAUGAUCUACAACGACAUUUAUCGCGUAUGCGAGAGCUGGACGUAACUUACAGAGAAUGCCUUCGUGAUGCUGAAACUCAUUUAGCAGUAUGCAUCGGUGCAAACACAGAAGAGCGUCGCCGCGGGCGCGCCGCCAUGCGCUUACAGAGUGCUCUCGUUGCGGCACAAGAGAUCGGAGAUGAGAAACUACAGGUCGUACAGCUGUUGCAGGACCUCAUUGACAACAAACAGAGGUCGCUCGAAGCUGACCAUAAGAAGCUGAUUUCCUGUCUGGAAGUGAACACCAACGGCACGACCAAGGAGGAGCCCGCCCCAGCCCCCGAGCCGGCGCGCAACGAGAAGGAGCCCAGCGCGCCACCCGCGCCCCCCGUGCACGCGCCGCCGCCCGAGCGCGCCCCCGACAAGAAGGAGGACAAGGAGAGGGACAAGACUGGAGAGAGAUGGUCAAAGCGGGCUCGGCGUUCGCGAACGGCAACCGCUGGCGCCGCUACAGACGGCGCAGAUUCUAGCGAGCGGGACGAACAGCGCCAUACCCACAACACAACACAUAAGAAAACUAUAGGCAAAAAGAAGAAGCGCAAGGCACGUCAAACGGCCCAGCGGUCAGAGACGCCCCCGGAAGAGACGGACGCCAUCGACCCCGACGAGCCGCGAUACUGCCUAUGCGACCAGAUAUCCUUCGGCGAGAUGAUCCUUUGUGACAACGACCUCUGUCCGAUAGAGUGGUUCCACUUCUCUUGCGUCUCCCUCAUCACAAAACCCAAGGGAAAGUGGUUCUGCCCCAAGUGCCGAGGUGACCGACCUAACGUAAUGAAGAACAAAGGACAGUUCCUUAAGGAGCUAGAACGGUAUAACAGGGAGAAGGAAGAAAAAGCAUAGUGUUUACUCAACAUGAAGCGGCGUACGAGGUCCGCUAUGAACUCUUGAAGUCUAGUGUUUCAAAUGUGAUUUCAGUUGUAUGAAAAUAUUGAGUUUAGAUUCUUUACAAUAUGCCUGUUAUACAUAAGUACCUACUUUUCUAUGAAUAAGAGUGAGAAUAUGUAAAUGGUUGUCGCUGAGAAUCUGUAUUAUUAAGUAGGUAUGUUGCUUUAGAUUUAAAUGUUCUUUAUUACUUUAGUUCAAUGAAGUACAUGUAAAUAGAAUUUAUGUUUGUCUCGUACAGAAGAAAAACUGCGUGAAAGUCGCAUUUAUUUCAGCUAUUUGUAAUAUAUGGACAAGAUUUGACGUUUUUCGAAUAGAUAUAAAUUGAAUAUAAGAUUAAUUUAAA
This is a messenger RNA of Cydia strobilella, 1469 nucleotides long. Its product is annotated as inhibitor of growth protein 1. The transcript has 5 exons. The record is from RefSeq and is a predicted model, not a curated record. Lineage: Eukaryota; Metazoa; Arthropoda; Insecta; Lepidoptera; Tortricidae. Gene Ontology annotation, cellular component: nucleus. Gene Ontology annotation, biological process: positive regulation of DNA-templated transcription. The coding region runs from base 122 to 1081 and encodes 319 amino acids.